Messenger RNA from Pseudogymnoascus destructans, 924 nucleotides. It is a transcript of the gene GGC1, whose product is annotated as Mitochondrial GTP/GDP carrier protein 1. Lineage: Eukaryota; Fungi; Ascomycota; Leotiomycetes; Thelebolales; Thelebolaceae. Gene Ontology annotation, cellular component: mitochondrion. Gene Ontology annotation, molecular function: guanine nucleotide transmembrane transporter activity. The transcript has 4 exons. Bases 1 to 924 code for a protein of 307 amino acids. The record is from RefSeq and is a predicted model, not a curated record.
AUGUCUCCCACAAUGGCUACCGCUGGUGGAAAGGGCGUUAAGAAGGAGUCGACUGCGGCGCGUCUGCUGGGUUCCGGUUCUGCUGGUAUUGCUGAGCUUGCUGUCUUCCAUCCGGUCGAUACCAUUGCGAAGCGUCUUAUGAGCAACCACGGAAAGAUCUCCAGCACCGCCCAGCUCAACCAAGUCAUCUUCAAAGACAAGGCCACCGUCUCAGCAGGAAAGAAGUUCCUCUCCCUCUUCCCUGGUCUCGGAUACGCCGCCGGCUACAAGGUAUCACAGCGUGUAUACAAGUACGGCGGGCAGCCCUUCGCGCGUGAUCUCAUCACCAAAAACUAUGGCGACUCCUUCGACCGCACCUUCGGCCCCACGACCGGCAAGGCCAUGAUCUCCUCCCUCGCCGGCUCCAUGAUCGGCAUCGGCGAGAUCGUGCUCCUCCCCCUCGACGUCCUCAAGAUCAAGCGCCAGACAAACCCCGAGGCCUUCCGCGGCCGCGGCAUCGUCCGCAUCAUCAAGGAUGAGGGCUUCGGGUUGUACAGAGGCUGGGGCUGGACCGCUGCGCGCAAUGCGCCGGGCUCGUUCGCGCUGUUCGGAGGUUCCGCGUUCACGAAGGGAUAUCUUUACGGGCUGGAGGAUUACAAUAAGGCGACUUGGUUUCAGAACUUCGUCGCGUCGAUUGCGGGUGCGUCGGCGUCCCUGAUCGUCUCGGCGCCGCUGGAUGUCAUCAAGACCCGUAUCCAGAACCGCAACUUUGAGAACCCGGAGAGCGGCAUGAAGAUCAUCAGGGAUAUGAUCAAGAAGGAGGGCCCAUCGUCGUUCUUCAAGGGUCUCGUGCCCAAGCUGCUCAUGACUGGACCCAAGCUCGUCUUCUCCUUCUGGCUGGCUCAGACCCUGAUCCCCGCCUUCGACAUUGCCUUCAGCAAAUAG